Molecule: messenger RNA, 1023 nt
Organism: Carlito syrichta (Philippine tarsier)
Lineage: Eukaryota; Metazoa; Chordata; Mammalia; Primates; Tarsiidae
Gene: WDR70
Product: WD repeat domain 70
Exons: 9
Coding region: 1-921 (306 amino acids)
Biological process (GO): regulation of DNA double-strand break processing
Cellular component (GO): nucleus; site of double-strand break
Molecular function (GO): protein binding
Source: RefSeq, a predicted model, not a curated record
AUGAAGGAGGAGAGUGUCAUGGGAAGUGGGACUUGUGAAUUUGAGCAGGUUCAUCCUAAGUUCCACUAUAAACAGGCUCAUGACCCAGGCACAGAUACUUCUUGUGUGACUUUUUCCUAUGAUGGUAAUGUCCUUGCCUCUCGUGGAGGUGAUGAUUCAUUAAAAUUAUGGGACAUUCGACAAUUUAAUAAGCCACUUUUUUCAGCCUCGAGUCUUCCUACCAUGUUCCCAAUGACCGACUGCUGUUUCAGUCCAGAUGAUAAACUCAUAGUCACUGGUACAUCUGUUCAAAGGGGAUGUGGCAGUGGCAAACUUGUUUUCUUUGAGCGGAGGACUUUCCAAAGGGUAUAUGAGAUAGACAUCACAGAUGCGAGUGUUGUCCGUUGCCUGUGGCAUCCAAAGCUGAACCAGAUCAUGGUUGGAACUGGAAAUGGAUUGGCUAAAGUCUAUUAUGACCCCAACAAGAGUCAGAGGGGAGCAAAAUUGUGUGUGGUUAAAACGCAGCGGAAGGCAAAACAAGCUGAGACUCUAACCCAGGACUACAUCAUCACCCCUCAUGCCUUGCCUAUGUUCCGCGAGCCCCGCCAACGGAGUACAAGGAAACAGCUGGAGAAGGACAGACUGGAUCCCCUGAAGUCACACAAACCGGAACCUCCUGUAGCAGGCCCAGGUCGUGGUGGUCGAGUUGGAACCCAUGGGGGCACUCUGUCAUCCUACAUCGUGAAAAACAUUGCUUUGGACAAGACCGAUGACAGUAAUCCCCGGGAAGCCAUUUUGCGUCAUGCCAAAGCAGCAGAAGACAACCCAUACUGGGUUUCUCCGGCAUAUUCCAAGACUCAGCCCAAAACCAUGUUUGCCCCAGUUGAAUCUGAUGAUGAGGAAGCAAAGAAUGAACCAGAAUGGAAAAAACGUAAAAUUUGAAAAAUCUAAUUGGAGAGCUGUUUGCAUGAGGUGGAGAGAUUUGGGCGGUUGUUGUUUUUUUUUAAUGCUCAUGAAAUAAAAAAAAUACAUUUUUAUGAACAA